AUGGCUGAGUGGUGCCCGCCCCUACUCCUUCAACCGAAGCAAUCUCCGACGACAGGAAAUUCCGACCGGCUAGUCCCGGGAACACGUCGCCCGAACUACCCCGCCCUUCCAGAUCACACUGAACCGUUGCCGGGGACUACGCACCCAAACCCACCAGCCGAGAACACGGCAAAUGACACGCACGGGAAAGCGAUUGCACAACUCCGAAAGGACUCCACCUGGAUGCAAACCUUACUGCUUCACAAGGGAGAGUCCCGAGAGUCAAGUUGCAUGGGGCACCCUGUCCCCUGUGAAACCGCAGAGCACAUGGCCUCUUUCCUAUCCCUUAUGGAGUAUCGGUUCGAGAAAAUGGAGUUGCCCGUGGGCAGUUGGGGCAACGAAUUAGGCGAGUACCUUGCAUGGAAUGCCCGUGAUUACGGGGAUCUCCUCCGAGACAUCGGCACGAAUAUGUCAGACGGGCUACGGCGAAGCGGGAGUUGA
Eimeria maxima is the source of this 480-nucleotide messenger RNA. RefSeq lists its product as hypothetical. The record is from RefSeq and is a predicted model, not a curated record. The coding region runs from base 1 to 480 and encodes 159 amino acids. The transcript has a single exon. Lineage: Eukaryota; Apicomplexa; Conoidasida; Eucoccidiorida; Eimeriidae.